Brettanomyces nanus is the source of this 1464-nucleotide messenger RNA. It is a transcript of the gene FUM1, whose product is annotated as fumarase fum1. The coding region runs from base 1 to 1464 and encodes 487 amino acids. Gene Ontology annotation, cellular component: mitochondrion; tricarboxylic acid cycle heteromeric enzyme complex. Gene Ontology annotation, biological process: malate metabolic process; tricarboxylic acid cycle; fumarate metabolic process. The record is from RefSeq and is a predicted model, not a curated record. Gene Ontology annotation, molecular function: fumarate hydratase activity. NCBI's taxonomy places the organism in Eukaryota, Fungi, Ascomycota, Pichiomycetes, Pichiales, Pichiaceae. The transcript has a single exon.
AUGCUUUCUGCUUUCACCAAACCAUUAUCUAUUAGAAUGGCAUCGAGAGCCUUUUCUACAACAGCUUGUACAAAGCGUAUUGAGACGGAUGCUUUUGGAGAGAUCGAGGUGCCUGGUGACAAAUACUGGGGUGCUCAAACGGAGCGUUCACGCCAGAACUUCAAGAUUGGAGGAGAAAAGGCCCGGAUGCCCGAGCCUGUCGUCAGAUCCUUUGGUAUCUUGAAGAAGGCUGCGGCCAUUGUCAAUACUGAAUUAGGUGUUCUAGACCCUAAACUCUCCCAAGCCAUUCAACAGGCUGCCACAGAGGUUUCUGAGGGUAAAUUGGACGAAGACUUCCCAUUGGUUGUUUUCCAGACUGGUUCUGGUACCCAGUCCAAUAUGAAUGCCAACGAGGUUAUCUCUAAUAGGGCCAUUGAAAUUCUGGGUGGCCAACUAGGCUCUAAGAAGCCUGUUCACCCCAAUGACCACGUGAACAUGUCUCAGUCAUCUAAUGAUACAUUUCCUACGGUGAUGCACAUUGCCGCGUUAACUCAGAUUUCAAAUAACUUGCUUCCAGCUUUACAGGCGCUAAGGGACUCGUUGCAGAGGAAAUCUGACGAGUUCGAGCAUAUCAUCAAGAUUGGAAGGACCCAUUUGCAGGACGCUACUCCUUUGACUUUGGGACAGGAGUUCUCUGGUUAUGUUUCUCAGCUAGACAAUGGCCUUAGACGUGUCAAGACCGCUUCUGAGUCUCUCAGAUAUUUAGCCCAAGGUGGUACCGCUGUCGGUACUGGAUUGAAUACUAGAAUCGGAUUUGCCGAGAAGAUUGCUGAACAGAUUACUAAGUUGACUGGGAUCCAGUUUUAUACUGCACCAAAUAAGUUUGAGGCUCUUGCUGCACACGACGCUAUCGUUGAGGUGUCUGGUGCCUUAAACACCGUUGCUGCCUCUCUUUUCAAGAUCGCCCAGGAUAUAAGAUACUUGGGAUCCGGUCCAAGAUGCGGUUACCACGAAUUAUCCUUGCCUGAAAACGAACCCGGUUCGUCCAUUAUGCCAGGUAAAGUCAACCCUACUCAAAAUGAGGCUUUGACUAUGGUGUGCACUCAGGUUUUUGGUAACAACUCUACUAUUACUUUUGCCGGUGCUUCUGGUCAGUUCGAACUAAACGUUUUCAAGCCAGUUUUGAUUGCCAACUUACUUUCCUCUAUCAGAUUGAUCGGUGAUGGAUGCAAUUCAUUCCGUGUUCACUGCGUGGAUGGUAUUAAGGCCAAUGAGGAUCGUAUCAACUACUUAAUGCAGCAGUCUUUGAUGUUGGUUACUGCUUUGAGUCCUAAGAUCGGCUAUGAUAAAGCCUCCAAGAUUGCAAAAAAUGCCAACAAGAGGGGACUUACUUUAAAGGAAUCUGCUCUCGAACUAGGCUAUUUGACCUCUGAGGAAUUCGACGACGCCGUUAAACCUGAGGAAAUGCUUGGUCCAAAGGCUUAA